Messenger RNA from Dentiscutata erythropus, 532 nucleotides. NCBI's taxonomy places the organism in Eukaryota, Fungi, Glomeromycota, Glomeromycetes, Diversisporales, Gigasporaceae. The record is from the annotation of a GenBank genome assembly.
AAAAAAAGUCAAACCAUUUUGGGAAGAAAUAACAAAUGAGAUUCGGGUUAUAAAAGAGGCCUCUAGGACUGACAAAAUAUCUCAAAGAAUUCUCGAAAUAGUUGAUAAGCAUAAUUAUGCUAACGAGUAUUCUAUUGAAAGUUAUGCAAAUAUUGAAGGCGUAAACACAAAUGUUAGAAGUGCAUUAAAUGAUAUAAAAAACUUAAAAGGUUGUAAAAUGAACGAAAUUGCAAAAUGUAUUUGCGAAACUAUACAUUAUAUGGAUUUAAAAAAAGAUGAUUCUCUCUUAUCCGGGAUAAUUGAUCUUCGCUGUGUUCCAGUACAGUUGAAAUCUCACCUUAUUGAAAGAGAAUUAUGGGACAGCGUAAACAAAGAAAUAUAUCUUGAAGAGGUUCCUGAAAAUUAUAGUAAUUAUAUACGGUGUAUUGUGACAAACGAUGAUGAUAGAAUACCAGAUAAAUUUUAUGAUCCAGCCUUUAAGGAAGAAUUAAAAAUGUAUCGUGCUAUACGAGCACUAUUAUAUAGCUUGUAA